This is a messenger RNA of Glycine soja, 821 nucleotides long. RefSeq lists its product as uncharacterized. NCBI's taxonomy places the organism in Eukaryota, Viridiplantae, Streptophyta, Magnoliopsida, Fabales, Fabaceae. Bases 1 to 390 code for a protein of 129 amino acids. The transcript is spliced from 3 exons. The record is from RefSeq and is a predicted model, not a curated record.
AUGACUAGGAUUGGACGGUCGCUACAAUACGGAAAAAGGUUUGAUAACUCCAUAAACCCUAAUCUCUUUUCUCCCACACUGAAAAUCACAAAUCCAAAUCACAUUCUCUCUUGCUUCACCACCAGAUCCUCCAAUUACCUCUCCUUAACCGGUGGUUCCUUUUACCUCCCUUGCAUCACCAUCGCCCUUUACAUCUUGUCGCCCUUUUCACAUCUCGCGGUUGCCGUGACUUUGACGCAAGAGGAAGAGGAGGCGCCAUCUUUGGUUUUGACUCCAUAUUCUCUGCAAAUGUAUGAAAUUCAGUUCUGGACUCGCACCUUUCCUUACUGUCGGAGCUUCAAAUUGCGCCGCUAUAGUCAGAAUGGGUUUUCGUCGUAUGCAGAUGUGUGAUCCACAACGACACAGGACGCGCGAUUGGUGACGACAUAAGACACAACGAUGGAGAGGGGAGGAGAACGUGGUGGUGUGGGGCAGUUUUGGGUUUAGUGAGAGGGGAACCGCCGCCUCCGACUUGGUGCUACCAUGUUGUUUUGUCUACGUUUUCCUUGUUCUGGCAGUGGAAAAUUUUGUGUUCUUGAUUGUGGUUCUGAUGAAUAUUACGGUGGCUCCAAUUAAGUUUUUAAUAGUGAAGUGAAAAAAUUAUUGUUCCAAUUUGUGAUUUGGUCUUAGAUUUGUCCGUUAUCAUCUUCUGGUUCAAUCUCGUUUAGGAAUAACUCUGUUGGGUUGAUUGAGAAGAAAAAGGAAGAGGGAGUGGAGGAAGGAGAAGAGGAAGAGAUUAUAUUUUGGGACUGACUUUUAACGGUUAAUAAUAAUAUCUUGUU